Hippocampus comes (tiger tail seahorse) is the source of this 1268-nucleotide messenger RNA. RefSeq names its product elongation of very long chain fatty acids protein 4-like. Gene Ontology annotation, cellular component: endoplasmic reticulum membrane. The record is from RefSeq and is a predicted model, not a curated record. The transcript has 8 exons. Gene Ontology annotation, biological process: fatty acid elongation, saturated fatty acid; very long-chain fatty acid biosynthetic process; fatty acid elongation, monounsaturated fatty acid. Bases 133 to 924 code for a protein of 263 amino acids. Gene Ontology annotation, molecular function: fatty acid elongase activity. Lineage: Eukaryota; Metazoa; Chordata; Actinopteri; Syngnathiformes; Syngnathidae.
GCAAAGAAUGCGGACGGACGCGUGUUGGUCACGUUCCUUUCCAUUGUUGCGCUCGAGUCUUUGGCGGCCGCAUAAUGUGCUGCUCUGCACAAGGAGGAAGAGCAACGGCCCCCAACCCGACCUGAACAGGUGAUGACGUCCGCGUGGGAAACGAUCUUGUCCGUCCACCAGCACAUCGUCGACCAUGGCGACAAGAGAACUGACCCGUGGCCGCUGGUCUACUCGCCGAUCCCGGUCACGCUCAUCGUCCUGAUGUACCUGGGCCUGGUCUGGGCGGGGCCUCGGCUCAUGAGACACAGAGAGCCCGUCGACCUCCGGGUGGUCCUCAUCUUUUACAACUUGGCCAUGGUGGGCAUGUCGGCCUACAUGUUCCAUGAGUUCUUGGCCACUUCCUGGCUGUCCAACUACAGCCUCCUGUGUCAGCCGGUGGACUACAGCAACAGGCCGCUGCCCAUGAGAAUGGCUCGGGUCUGUUGGUGGUUCUUCUUCUCCAAAGUCAUCGAGCUCAGUGACACGGUCUUCUUCAUCCUGAGGAAGAAGAACAGCCAGCUGACUUUCCUUCACGUCUUCCACCACGCCACCAUGAUCCUCAACUGGUGGUCUGCGAUCAAAUACACGCCGGGCGGACAGUCUUUCUUCAUCGGCCUGCUCAACACUUUUGUCCACACUGUGAUGUACUCUUACUACGGCCUGGCUGCUCUGGGCCCUCACAUGCAGAAGUACCUGUGGUGGAAGUCAUACCUCACCUGCCUGCAGUUGCUGCAGUUUCUGCUGAUUAUCACGCACACGACCUACAACCUGUUCACCGAAUGCGACUUCCCGCUCGCCACCAACAUUUUGGUGGUGCUUUACGCCAUCAUCCUCGUCAUCCUCUUUGGGAACUUCUAUCGCCAGAGCUACCUAGACAAGAAGAAGCGGAAGUAAGACGGGUUCAGAUUUGUCCAGCGCUGUUUUUUUUUGUCCACUUGAAAAUGUUUACAUCCAAUCACACACAAGACAUGUUGAACCGUGUUUGUGCGCAAGUGUGUGCAUACUCGCCAUUGCCACAAGAGGGCAGCGCAUGCCCAUAUUGGAUUAAAAACAACUCGGAGGUGCUGACAUGUUUCAUUCAUAUAUUUAUUAUUUCUUGAAUGGAGAAAAUGGCAAACAUUGUAAAGUGUGUUUUGAGCAAUCUGUACAUUUCUACACAGAGGGUUGGUGUGCUUUGCAUUACUGGACCAAAGGAAAUAAAAACCCCAAGCCCACAAAAUCAAACGGAGGAAUGCAAA